Ectocarpus siliculosus is the source of this 1310-nucleotide messenger RNA. NCBI's taxonomy places the organism in Eukaryota, Phaeophyceae, Ectocarpales, Ectocarpaceae. The record is from the annotation of a GenBank genome assembly.
AUGGCUCCUACGCUCAACCAGCAACAGAAUAAAUUCUUCGAGACUCUUUCCGAAUGCGACCGAGCCGCCCUCAACGGCAUGAAUCCUGCUUCGAAAAAACAAAUGAUCGAAAGGAUGAUCGCCUCUCACAAGAGGGUCGCGGACAAAGUGUCGGCCUCAUCAUCAUCCGACGUUUACGUCCGAACACCGUCCUUCGCCAUCAGAGGCGACACCGACUCCUGCAUCCUCUGCAGCGGGGCAAGCGCGGACUUCCAUCAAUCACACUUUAGUUUCAUGUGCCCCAAACCAUGCUACCUCUUUGUGGCUCAAACGGCCAAGGAAGGGCAACGUCCCGAGAAGGCUCCCCUCACGUGCGAAUCAUGCCAACUGCCCAUGGCCACGCACACCGCCUACUGGCCGCGAAACGACGAAGGCGGCAACCGCCGCUAUAAUCACGUCAACGCUACGGAAUGCAUCCCAAACGAUGCCGAUAAGGGCAAGUGCGGCAUGUGCAACGCAGACGACGUAGACCGUGUCACCAUCAACGCAGUCGGCCGCGAGGCUGAAGACCAAAAGGUGAUCUGCCACCCGUGCUUCCUGCUCCACCGCACGGACAACCUGCAGUCGUGCCAGCCCGCCGCCAUACAGAAACGGGAGAGCAAGAAGCUCCACACGUCGCCGGCAAAGCGCGCUAGGUCGUCUUGCUGACGACUCAUCUGUUGCUAUUUUUGCAUUUCGACUAGUAGGAUAUUUUUUGCUCUUUUUUUGUUUUUUAGCACCACCUAUGCCACGCCAUACGGCCUUUCUUAUUAUCGGUUCGGAUAUUGCUAGUUUUUUUUUACACUCCGCGCCACGCGUGCGUCCGUGCGUGCGCGCUUUUUCCCCGGUUUGUUUACCAGGCCGUCUUAUAUAGCUGCCUCCCCUUCUUUACGGUGUGGCCAUUCCGUUGUAGUAUGUACGUUUCCCUUAUUAGCUGUUGUUAUCGUCUUCCUUUACGAUUGAUUCUGAUUUUAGGGGUUCUUUUCAUGCAACUCGGUUUUUCCAUUUGCCUAUUUUUCUUUUUGUCGCAUUUUUGCGGUUGGUUUGGAGAUAUUAUCUUCUUUUUUUUCGCACCACGCUUGCGUGCGUGCGUUCCUUUUUCCAGGUUUUAUUCGCGGGCUUCCCGCAAUCAAUAUGUCCUUACUUUACUUCUUCUCCUUCGACGUGGUGGAUGAAUGAAUGAAUGGUUUAUUUUUCAUUAUACCACACUCUACUACAAUGUACUGCUGUUGUUACUCCUGUAUGCAGUGCCGGCGUUGUGGUUCGAAUAGACUACGAGAACUUCAUUCAGC